Messenger RNA from Poecile atricapillus (Black-capped chickadee), 1865 nucleotides. RefSeq names its product tyrosine-protein phosphatase non-receptor type substrate 1-like. The record is from RefSeq and is a predicted model, not a curated record. Bases 73 to 1305 code for a protein of 410 amino acids. Lineage: Eukaryota; Metazoa; Chordata; Aves; Passeriformes; Paridae. The transcript has 5 exons. Gene Ontology annotation, cellular component: plasma membrane.
CCAGCUGAGUCCAACGGAGCCGAAUGCCGCUGAGCAAAGCCCAGCCAUCAGGGAGCAGAACGUGGAAUAUCCAUGGCUCGAGUGACACAGGAACUGCCUCUCAUGUGCCUGAUGCUGCUUCUUCUCUGCAGAGACCUGGGUGUGGGUGCCCAGGCGGGUCAGGGCUUCAGUCUGCAGCAGCCCCAGGACAAGGUGAUGGUGGCAGCGGGAGAGACGCUCACCCUGAACUGCACCACGUCUGGAAUUGCUGGACCGGGUCCUGUGAAGUGGCUGAAGGGCUGGGGCAGUGGGAACAAGAUCAUCUAUGACCAGAAAGGGGACUUCUUACCCAGUGUGACGAAAGCGGUGGUUGAGUCCAACACAGACUUCACCAUCCACAUCAGGAAUGUUCAGCCUGAGGACAUGGGCACCUACUACUGUGUGAAGUAUGUCAAGGCAGACACUGGUGUGGAUGAGGUGUCUCACCGUGGCAGGGGCACUGAGGUGUCUGUGCAAGCCAAACCCAGCCCCCUUCUCGUGUCUGGGCCCAGGCAGAGAGCGAGGCCAGGGCAGUCGGUGCCUUUUGUCUGCACGACUGGAGGGUUCUUUCCUGAAAAGAUUGGGGUGAAAUGGUUCAAGAACAAGGACCCCAUGGUGGCUCAGCUGCCCCAGGUCACCGAAUGGAGGAUGAAAACCUACAACAUGUCCAGCACAGUGAUGGUGACCCUGCAGAAGGAUGAUGUCCGCUUGCAGCUCAUCUGUGAGGUGCGGCACUCCACGCUGCCGGCGCCGCUGCGUGGGAGGUUCCAGCUCAGCAGUGUCCUGCGAGUUCCCCCCAGCGUGGAAGUGCGCGCUGAGCCGAGCCCCAUUGAGGUGAACAACACCGUGGUCUUCACCUGCCUCGUGAAGGAGUUUUACCCAGCAAAGGUGUCCAUUUCCUGGCUGGAGAAUGGGAUUGAGAUAAAGGCAGAGAACGUCUCCCGGCUAUCUGAGCUCCCCCAGGGCUUGUUUGAGCUGAGAAGCCAGGUGGAGGUGCAAGUGAUGGAGGAGAAAAACGGGUCCACGAUCACCUGCAUGGUGGUGCACGAUGCCCAGGCCCCUGCCAACUACUCAGCCGUCCUGUGGAUCUCCAACACGGCCCAGGAUGUGUCCCACAUGAAUAAGGGUGUAAAUUUUGUGUCCAGCCUCCUCCUCCUCCUCUGGCUUGGUAUCCUGCUGGAGAAGGGGCUCCUUGGUGGGCUCCUCUUCUUCCUUUUCAAGCGCAUGAAGAGAAAAGCACUGGAGAUGUUGCCCUAUCCUGCUCCACCUCAGUCCCUGGCUCAUUGAGCCGGGUCCCAGGGCUUGGCCACUGCCAGCAGUGAUAUAUGAACCUGGAAAUAAACGAACCAGGAUGCACAGGCUGCUGUGGGCUGCUCCGUGCCGCCAGUCCCGCCGCAGUCCCGGCCCUGCCUGUGGCCUCACACCUGGAGGAUUGGCACUGCCCAUCCCUGGGGCUCAGUGCUGAACACCAGGGCUCGGUGCUGCCCAUUCCAGGGCUCAGUACCCAGUGCUACAGAGUGCUCAGUACCCUGUGUUCGGUGCUCACUGCCUGGUGCUCGGUGCUGCCCAUCCUGGCAGCUGUUUCUCGGUGCUUGGUGCCCAGUACUUGGUGCUGCCCAUCCCGGUGCCCAAUACCUGGUGCCCGGUGCCCCAUGCUUGGUACUCGGUGCGUGGUUCCCAGUGCCUGGGGCUCAGUACCUGGUGCCCAGUACCCACUGCUUGGUGUCUGGUACCCAGUGCUCGGUACCCGAUGUUGGGUGCCCGGUACCUGGUGCCCAAUACCCAGUGCCCGGUACCCGGUACCCAGUGCCCAAUACCUGGUGCUUGGUGCCCGGUACCCGGUGCCU